AUGGUAGGUGGUCCCGUCUCCCGCCUUCGUCCUCCCCCGUUCCUUCUCGCUCUACCGCACGGGCGGCGCUGCUGCCGGUCUCUUGAUCUGCCCCGAUCCAUCGCUCCGAGAUCCAGCCUUUUGUGGCGGGCCACGUCGUUCUCUCCUCGCCCGUGUCCCCAGAUCCGGCUGUCCCUUUUUCUCUUUGCUGCAAGCGCUAUGGGAUCUGCGAAUGGUGGUGGCCUCGAUUUGUUUAAAGGGUUGAACCUUUGUUUGCUUCAGGAGACCUGCCCGUCGGUGAAGAACAUCCUCUUGCUGGACUCCGAGGGGAAGCGCGUCGCCGUGAAGUACUACAGCGAUGACUGGCCUACUCUCUCCGCGAAGCUGGCCUUCGAGAAGUCGGUCUUUGCGAAAACCCAGAAAGCGAAUGCUGGAACGGAAGCUGAGAUUGUAAUGUUUGAUGGUCAAAUUGUCGUAUACAAGUUCAUCCAAGACCUGCACUUUUUUGUUACUGGAGGAGAAGAGGAGAAUGAGCUUAUUUUAGCAUCAGUUCUUCAGGGAUUCUCUGAUGCUGUCGAACGACUUCUCAAAAACAUGGUUGACAAAAGGACAGCACUCGAGAAUUUGGACCUGAUCCUAUUGUGUCUUGAUGAAAUUGUUGAUGGAGGGAUUGUACUUGAAACAGAAGGAAGAGAGAUAGCUGAAAAGGUGUCUGGUCAUGGAUUGGAGGGUGCUUCAUCAGCUGAGCAGACUCUAGUCAAUGCCCUAACGCAAGCAAGAGAGCAUUUGGCGAAGUCUCUUCUCAUGUGA
Miscanthus lutarioriparius is the source of this 789-nucleotide messenger RNA. The record is from the annotation of a GenBank genome assembly. NCBI's taxonomy places the organism in Eukaryota, Viridiplantae, Streptophyta, Magnoliopsida, Poales, Poaceae.